CUCAAAUUGUCCUGACGUGUUGUUGUCGUGACGUAUUUCCGGUAUGGCUCCCUAUGCCAUGUAAAGUAGCUUUGGAUUCUAGUGAGUUUGUUUUCACUACUCUUACGUUUAAUUAUUUCCCCCGAUUGAAUCUGAGAGGUUAUUCACACAAAUGUGUCCGUAAAUUCACUGACUGACAGGACAAGGAGACCCAACGUAGAAUGUCAAACUGUGUCGCGUUGCAGACCCACCUGGCAUCCGUCAUGGAGACUUUAGUUCAUGCGGCUAUUGCUGAAAUGUGCAAACUUGUGGAUGAAGGAUCCAUGUUCUUACUGACUCUGGAACUUACAGAGGAACAGAGGGCAGACGAGGAUCUGAAGACAAAGCUACAGUUGGAGAGUGAGAUGAGGAUGACGCAGUUUGCCUCCAUUAUGGAGGUUCUGGGGAACGAGGCGCUGGGGAAGAUCAUCAAACUGGUGGAUGAAACAAAGUUUUUUCUGGACAUGGAGUGCAAGACGUUCCAGGGCAAAAAGGCGAAGCCUCCUGGCUGCUUCUUGAACAUCUUGUCAGCUGGUGGCAUGGAAGAGGAGCAUUCGUAUGAUGGUUGUGGCAGAAGUGCUGACCUAGGCCCCGAGGAGUCCGUAGAGGAGCAGACAGACCGACCUGAAUCUCCUCUCGUCAAGGCCGUCACCAUCAGGGAUGAAGUUGGCAAGAUCGAUCUGGCAAAACUUGCAGCUAGCGUGCUGGACCCCGGCUCCAAAGACGCCCUGUCGGCUGACGAGCAGAACAGCAGUGACGGCAACGAGAACCUAGAAGGUUACGCCGGCAUCAUCAGCAGUUCUGGGAAGAAGAUCCUGAUUUGCACGGAGUGCGGGAAAAGCUUCUCCACCGUGAGUAAGCUGAAGUCCCACCAGCGCAUCCACACGGGCGAGAAGCCCUUUGGCUGCGAGCUGUGUGGCAAAGCCUUCGCCCACAAGCAGAGCCUAAACGUCCAUCAGAACAUGCACACUGGCAAGAAGCCCUUCACCUGCGAUGUCUGUGGCAAGACCUUCAGCAAAGCCUCGCACAUGAAGACCCAUCAGAUCAUCCAUACGGGAGAGAAGCCCUUCUCUUGCGAGGAAUGCGGCAAGAAGUUCAACUUGGCUCAAAAUCUGGCGCGACACCAGCUCAUCCACACAGGAGAGAAGGUGUUCAGCUGCCUGAUCUGCCAGAAGAGGUUCACGCGAGCGGUCACCCUGAAGAGCCACCAGCUGAUCCACACGGGGCAGAAGCCCUUCAAGUGCUCCAUAUGUAGCAAGAGCUUCCGGCACGCGGUCAAUCUGAAAAUCCACGAGCGCAUCCACAUGGACGUGCGGCCCUACACCUGCGACCUGUGCGGCAAGGCCUUCCGGCAGUCGGUCAACCUGAAGAUCCACAAACGCAUCCACACCGGCGAGAAGCCCUUCACCUGCAAGGAGUGUGGCAAGAGCUUCAGUCAGCAGAGCAGCCUGGUGUCGCACAGGCGCACACACUCGGGGGAGAAGCCCUUCGGCUGCACCUUCUGCGAGAAGCGCUUCAACAACACCAACAGCCUGAAGCUGCACGAGCGCACACACACCGGCGAGAAGCCGUACAACUGCGAGUUCUGCGGGAAGACGUUCAGCCAGGGCAGCCACCUGCGCACACACAAGCGGCACGUGCACGCGGGCGGCAAGCAGUACAUCUGUGACAAGUGCGGCAAGAGGUACUCGGACCCCCGCAACCUAAAGCUCCAUAAGUGCGUGUACGCUUGAUCCCCUCCAGUCAGCUGCGAGGCUCUGAAAUGACACGAUGCUAUUGUCCUUGACUAAUGGAAUGCAGAAGUGAUUUUGCUGGGUGUUUGCACUGUGCAUAUAUAGCCGAUAUAUUUUAUUUUGGGACAGAGGUUCCCAAGAGGAGGGCCCGUUUAGCCUCACACUGUCAUGUUGUAUGUAGGCCACUAAAGGUCUAUGUCGUUGCUGUCCAGUGACUCUGUGACGUCACCGAACCUUUCAACUUAAAAAGGGUAGAUUUUUUUUUAAUUCUUUUUAUUUUGGUGUAUCUACAAAAGCCUUGGAGAAAUUCAGAGAAGUAGUAUAGAGUAAAAAUAAUCAUUUUUCCUGAGUUCAACCACACUGCGGGAGUGUGCACAUACUGUUUGAGAGUAGAAUAAAAUGUGUUCAGUCUUCCUGUAAACCCAAAAUGAAUUCAUGCAUUUGAGUUCAAAAUGAUUCUCACAGACGCUGUGUGCAUCUCAUCAAACAUGUUUUAAUGAGGUAACAGAGGGAAACAUUUAUAUUAUUCACAGCUGUCUCUUACCCUGCGAGGGUAGAGGGCUCUGGGUUGAAGAAAAAUGGACAAACCAUGUGGCCUUUCAUUCCGGAUCUCAACCUUGCUUCGAGUGGGUUACAUGUCAUUACAACAUACCAGGCAAGUGUAGGAUCCUUUCUACCAGAACGUUGUCAGUGGAUGGAAUUACUUCUUCUGAACUGUUGACAGACACACCAAAAUAAGCCAAACAGCCUUUGUUUGUGUGUAUUACGAGUUGUUUCGAAUGAGAAUAGAUUGUACAGAUCUAACAUGUUGGGUUUAUUUAUAUUUUUUAAAAAACAUUUCACGUAAUUGAAUUGUGGGGUACUGCAGUUCAUGUGUAAAUGCAUUACCAGUGUGAAGUUGUCAUUGGAAAAUGGCAAUCCCUAUACUACUGUAUGAGCAUAGGAAAUAGUUUGAAAUAUAUUGAGUACCGGAAACUAAUUCACAAUGACAAUUUUAAGGAACCCAUGGGGUUAAAAAGAGAUGUCCACAGUCUUAUUUUGCGUCGUGCUGAAAUCAGCUUAAAUCGACUGCAGCCUUAAAUCGACUGCGGCCGCGCAUUUUGACUUUGUUUCUGUUCCUUUUUGCAAGUGACCAAUGGUAAACCUUGAAGUUGAAAGUUGACAUUACAGUGGUAUAGCUUGUGCAAAUCCAGAAAAGCCAUCUGUCAAAAAUGAUAAUGAUAAAAUGAAAUAUAAAAUAACUGCACUCUACUUUGUGUAUGGUUUGUUCUAGUAGAAUAAUGUCUUUAGUUUCAGGAUUAGGAUACUAUUAAAUUGAAUCUUGAUUC
Messenger RNA from Sardina pilchardus (European sardine), 3079 nucleotides. RefSeq lists its product as uncharacterized. NCBI's taxonomy places the organism in Eukaryota, Metazoa, Chordata, Actinopteri, Clupeiformes, Clupeidae. Gene Ontology annotation, biological process: regulation of DNA-templated transcription. The transcript is spliced from 5 exons. The coding region runs from base 201 to 1751 and encodes 516 amino acids. Gene Ontology annotation, molecular function: DNA-binding transcription factor activity, RNA polymerase II-specific; RNA polymerase II cis-regulatory region sequence-specific DNA binding. The record is from RefSeq and is a predicted model, not a curated record.